GUGUGCAGAAGUCCUUAUAGUCCAGGCCCAGUUCCUCAGUAGCAGUUCAGUCCUGCAAGAGAAGAGUAGCCCAGCGCUUUCCAGGACUCUUAUCUUUGGGGCGCAACAUAAAUCGAGGUGCAAGAAGAGAGGCAAAUCUUCAGAUACCUACAGGGUUAAUUUAUUCAAAAAAAGAAAUACUCAACAUGCAAAAGUCUUGUGACGAGAACGAAGGAACACUCCAGAAUACACCAAAGGCAGAUGAAGACCAUCCUACAGAAGACUCACCUCAGCAGGCAGGAGGAAAUCUUCAGGCUUCUGGAGAAAGUGUGGGGGAGGAUGCAGAUGGAAGUCUUAGAGCAGAGCCUGCUCAACCCAGCCCUGAACCUAAAGAGGACACUCCCACAAGGCUUCUGAACCCUGACGAAGUGAUUAGAGGAGUGGAUGAGUUGGAAAGGCUUAGGGAAGAGAUAAGAAGAGUAAGAAACAAGUUUGUGAUGAUGCAUUGGAAACAAAGACAUUCCCGAAGCCGUCCAUACCCUGUGUGCUUCAGGCCUUGAAAUCUUUUUUUCUCUGAUGUUGAAAUCUGGCUGCUGCUUUCUUUCUCUUAGCGUUUUCUGAUGUAUCUUUGAACUUCAUUUUACUUUUAAUUACCUGGCGGUAUUUUAGAUAGUUUUGUUGUUACCAGCAUCUCAUUGGAUUUUGGAUUUUGACCCAUUUUCCACGUUUAUUUUUCAGUUGGAAAGUUUCACCCUUAUGCAUGGAAAUGUGUUCAUUCCAUAUUAUGCAAUUUAAAAGCAGCAUAUUUAGUAUCAACUCGCAUAUAUAGGAAAAUUCCUAAUUAUGUGUGUACAUGUAUAAUUAUACGUAUCAAAAAACUUAACAGUGCUUAUUUUUGUGUGGUGUGUUUUAAUUUUGCCUUUUGCUUGUGUGUAUUUUUUAAUGAAUAUGUGUCUCACAAAGAACUGCAGAUUUUUUAAUAAGUGGGAGUUAAUUAAAAUUAAUUGUAACCAGCUUGUAGAGACAAUAAAGUCACUAAACUCUUGAUGAAGAACUAUUAAAAAGAAAUGUAAACCUGGAAUUACCUCUGGAUUUCUUAGCCAGAGGAAUAAAACUGGCAAUCAUUAUAGAUA
Messenger RNA from Arvicola amphibius (Eurasian water vole), 1112 nucleotides. It is a transcript of the gene Tceal8, whose product is annotated as transcription elongation factor A like 8. The transcript is spliced from 3 exons. Lineage: Eukaryota; Metazoa; Chordata; Mammalia; Rodentia; Cricetidae. The record is from RefSeq and is a predicted model, not a curated record. The coding region runs from base 186 to 539 and encodes 117 amino acids.